UAGAGCCGUGUCAGGAAUUUCCAGAGUCCAAUCGUGAGGAAUUUUAAAGAAGACCUGGCAACCCGGCUGGAGUAAACAGGAAGUGCUGAUGAUGAGGAAAGCUAGGAAGCUUUCACACCUUUCACACCUUCUCCACUUGUAAAUUAGGUAAACGAGCGUUUGAGUGAUCAUGGGAAAGAGCUGUAAGGUGGUGGUGUGUGGCCAGGCGUCUGUGGGAAAGACGGCUGUCCUUGAACAGUUACUGUACGGGAAUCACGUUGCUGGUUCUGAGCCCAUGGAGACGUUGGAGGACAUCUAUAUCGGCUCGGUGGAGACAGACCGAGGUACAAGGGAGCAGGUGCGUUUCUACGACACGCGGGGUUUGCGUGAAGGCGUCGAGUUCCCACGACAUUAUUUUGGCUUCGCUGAUGGCUUCGUGCUCGUCUACAGCAUCGACAGCAAAGAGUCCUUCAAGCGCAUGGAGAUUCUGAAGAAAGAGAUCGACCGCUGCCGUGACAAGAAAGAGGUGACGAUAGUGGUUUUGGGGAAUAAGCUGGACAUGGCGGAGCAGAGGAGAGUGGACAGCGAGACGGCUCAGCAGUGGGCUCGUCAGGAGAAAGUCAGGCUCUGGGAGGUUUCUGUGACCGACAGGCGUUCUCUCAUUGAGCCCUUCGUGCACCUGGCCAGCAAGAUGACCCAACCACAGAGCAAAUCCACUUUCCCUUUGAGCCGCAACAAGAACAAGAGCAGCGGCUCUCAGGACAGCUAGACAGGGACAGAGGCAACCCGAGAAGGAGGAGAAACACUGGACAGGAACAAGAACUGAUUUUGUCUGAACUGUUCACAAUUUCAAUAUAUUAGCUCGUUAAUUAAUUGUAUUUUAUGCACAUUUUUAUCACUUUUUUGUGUUUUUCUGUACAAACUAGUGAAGGACAGAGGUGUUUAUACUUCAAGCAUUUUAUUCUGCUGUAUAAGGGACAUGUUCGAACCAAAUUAGAGAUGUCUGGGGAAAAUAGAAUACUGUUACUGAGUGAAAAAAGCAUUACAUGUUUUGCCCAUUCUUGAUAUUUCAUUAUCAAAUGUACUGUACAUAUUUCCUGUGCUUUUACUUGCUAUUAAAUGCUUUGUGAAGGAA
Messenger RNA from Silurus meridionalis, 1114 nucleotides. It is a transcript of the gene nkiras2, whose product is annotated as NFKB inhibitor interacting Ras-like 2. Gene Ontology annotation, molecular function: GTPase activity; GTP binding. Gene Ontology annotation, biological process: canonical NF-kappaB signal transduction. Lineage: Eukaryota; Metazoa; Chordata; Actinopteri; Siluriformes; Siluridae. The record is from RefSeq and is a predicted model, not a curated record. The transcript is spliced from 4 exons. Bases 170 to 748 code for a protein of 192 amino acids.